Scophthalmus maximus (turbot) is the source of this 1439-nucleotide messenger RNA. Its product is annotated as BRCA2 and CDKN1A interacting protein. NCBI's taxonomy places the organism in Eukaryota, Metazoa, Chordata, Actinopteri, Pleuronectiformes, Scophthalmidae. The record is from RefSeq and is a predicted model, not a curated record. Bases 68 to 970 code for a protein of 300 amino acids. Gene Ontology annotation, cellular component: nucleus. The transcript is spliced from 7 exons.
GCGCGCUGACGAACUACUACAUAUCGCCCCGCCCCCUCGGUCGACACGCGUGUUACCUGUUUGCAGCAUGGCUUCUUCGGCUAAGAGGAGAGCGGUGGGUCUGGCUGAAAACCCAGAGGAAAGCGACCACAGCUCCGAUGAGAACCCGGAGGGGGACGACGAUUCCGGGGAGGAGGACAGCGAGGCGUCCGAGGAAGAGGUCCACGAGGAGGUCAUGGUGGACUUCGAAGCUCACACCAUUUCACACGGAGACUUCAACGGCAUCAAGAAGCUGUUGCAACAGCUCUUCCUGAAGGCCCAUGUAAAUACAUCAGAGAUGACGGACAUCAUCAUUCAACAGAAUCACAUCGGAAGUGUCGUCAAGCAAGCUGACGUACCAGAGGACAGUGAUGACGAGGACCCGGAUGAAGUGUUUGGUUUCAUCUCCAUGCUCAACCUAACAGAGAGAAAGGAUGUGCAGUGUGUGGAGGAGCUGAAGGACCUGAUCGUGGGCCAGUGUGACAAGACAUCCACCCACAGCGCGACAGAACAGCUAGAGCAGAUCCUCGGCGACACUAGCAAGCCCGUGGGGCUACUGCUGAGCGAGCGCUUCAUCAAUGUGCCCCCACAGAUCGCCCUCCCACUGCACAAACAGCUCCAGGAAGAAAUAGCCGAGGCUCAGAGGACGAAUAAGCCUAACGGGAGGUGUCACUAUUGUCUGAUGAUCAGCAAGACCUACAAAGAGGCAAAGAGCAUCCCAGACAGAGGAGCAGGUCCCAAAUUCAUGUUUGUCAAUGCAGAGGAGGAAUUCUUCUUUGAGCAAGCCAUCAUGAAGUUCCACUACUCGGUCCAGGAGGAGGCGGACUCCGGUUUGAGCGGCAGGUGGUCGUUUGACGACGUCCCCAUGAUGCCUUUCAGGACAGUGAUGCUGAUCCCAGCGGACCGGAUGCCUGCCAUCAUGGACAAACUCAAAGAAUACCUAACUGUGUGAACCUUACAAUAAACCCGAGACAACCAUGUAUAUAUACACACUGAGGACUUUCAGGCCCAUGGGAAUGGUUCACUUCUCUUAAGAGACGUUUUUGGUACCAUCAGCUACAGUAGUGCCACUAUUGUAAACCUGACUGUUGGCACAUGUUGUGCAGUUGGUUUCCUUUUUUCAGAAAUUGUAGAUAUGUUUUUUACAAAUUCAUGUAAGAAACAAUGCAAAAGGAAAUCACCACAUACCCUGCUAAUAUUGCAGAAAUAUAAAACUCAUGAAUAUAAGUACAGCAGGUUUUUUUUCUACAGACAUGAAAAGAUUAUGAACUAUGACAAAGAUCAGAAAUAUUUAACAGCUGAAAUGAGUAACUUUGAUUUUCAAGUCAAAUUAUUUAACAAAUUUGUAACUGUUCUGGAAUUUUUCCUUUAAACAAUUUGACAUGGUUGAAUUUGCUGACAUUAAAUCCUAUAUACAAUCA